This is a messenger RNA of Triticum aestivum (bread wheat), 2319 nucleotides long. Its product is annotated as dynamin-related protein 4C-like. Lineage: Eukaryota; Viridiplantae; Streptophyta; Magnoliopsida; Poales; Poaceae. Gene Ontology annotation, molecular function: GTP binding; GTPase activity; microtubule binding. The transcript has 3 exons. The record is from RefSeq and is a predicted model, not a curated record. The coding region runs from base 1 to 2184 and encodes 727 amino acids. Gene Ontology annotation, cellular component: cytoplasm; membrane; microtubule.
AUGGAGAAAAGGGAAACUGAGAAGUCGGAACGGCCCGGGGAUGAAUGCUUCCAAGCUGCGCCCCGACGCUACAACUCGCCAGACACACAAAGCCCCCUCGCGUUCCGACUUCCGAGGUGGGAGCCCCGGCCGCUUCCUCUCCCUGCCCAAACUUUUCCUACCGUCGCGCACCAUAAAUGGACCCGCCACCCGGUACAAGCAGCACAUUCCUCCAGCCAAGUUCGCAGCCACCCAUCACUCGCUUCAGGCAUGUCAGACCUCCAGAUGGUGCUCAGCGACACAACGGCGGCCAGCGCCGUGACCGGGAGCGCCAUCGCCGCCUCGUACAAUGACCAGAUACGGCCCCUCCUGGACGCCGUGGACCGCCUGCGCCACCUCAAGGUGACGCAGGAGGGCAUCCAGCUCCCGACGAUCGUGGUCGUGGGCGACCAGUCGAGCGGCAAGUCGAGCGUCCUCGAGUCCCUGGCCGGCAUCAGCCUCCCUCGCGGCCAGGGCAUCUGCACCCGCGUGCCGCUCGUCAUGCGGCUCCAGGACGACCCCGCCGCCGACUCGCCGGUGCUUCAGCUUGAGUACAGCAACGGCCGCGUGGUGACCACCACGGAGGCCAAUGUCGCGGACGCCAUCAACGCCGCCACCGCGGAGAUAGCCGGGUCAGGCAAGGGGAUCUCCGACGCGCCCAUCACCCUCGUCGUGCGCAAGCGGGGCGUGCCCGACCUCACCCUCGUCGACCUCCCCGGCAUCACGCGCGUGCCGGUCCAAGGCCAACCCGACGACAUCUACGACCAGAUCGCCAGGAUCAUAAGAGAGUACAUCGCGCCCAAGGAGAGCAUCAUCCUGAACGUGCUCUCCGCCACGGUCGACUUCCCGACGUGCGAGUCCAUCCGCAUGUCGCAGCAGGUGGACCGCACCGGGGAGCGCACGCUUGCGGUGGUCACCAAAGUCGACAAGGCACCCGAGGGCCUGCUGGAGAAGGUCACCAUGGACGACGUGAACAUCGGCCUCGGGUACGUCUGCGUCCGCAACCGCAUCGGCGAGGAGACGUACGACCAGGCGCGAGUCGAGGAGGAGCGGCUGUUCAAGUAUCACCCGCUGCUGUCAAAGAUUGACAAGGACAUGGUGGGCAUUCCUGUGCUCGCGCAACGUCUCGUGCAGAUUCAGGCGACCAUCAUCGCCAAGUGCCUGCCGGACAUCGUCAGGCAGAUCAACGACCGCCUUAGUCGCAGCAGCACCGAGCUUGACCAGAUGCCACCGGAUCUCAACAACGUUGCUGACGCUGUGAGGGAGUUCUUCCACAUCCUCAAGCUGGUGUGCGCAUCACUGGAGAAGAUUCUUGUGAGGAGUGAGUUUGACGAGUACCCCGACGACAGCCAUUUCCACGCCACUGCCCGUAUUGCCGAGAUGUUCGACAGGUCGGCAUUCCUCGUCUUGCUCAAGAAGAAGGUGGAUACAGUCAUGCAGGUAAAUGGUCUUUAUAUCACUGAACCUUGCAACUCAAAGAAAUAUUUUUAUUGUCGUCAGGUGCCGCACGACCUUGUGAACGAGGUCUGGAAUUACGUCGAGGACAUUGUCGUCAAGGUACUCAUGCAGCAUUCAGACAACUUCCCUCAGGUGCAGUCGGCCUGUCGCCGCGCAGUCCAGGGCAUGUUCGAGAAGGCACGAGCGCGAUCUGCCCAGCACGUCAAGGAGCUGAUCGAGAUGGAGAAGGUGGCCGACUACACGGCCAACCCCGACUACAUGAAGACAUGGUCGGAGAUCAUGCAGUGUCAUGACAGGUUCAUGAAGGCCGUGGAGGACAAGUCCAAAUCAGCAAAGAUCACCCUUGAGUUUUUUGGAGAGGUGGACGUGUCCCACAUGAGGGCGCACGCCGACCUGGCAAGGCAGGCGUUCGACCUCAGGGCGCGCCUGACCGCGUACUGGAAGAGCAUCAUGCUCCGGCUCAUCGACGGCCUGGCCCUGCACAUCCUCCUCGGCGUCAAGCGGCUCGUGGAGAAUGAUCUGGAGGAGGAGCUCGCCAACGAGCUGCUGCGCAACAAGAUGGCCGGGAUGGAGCGGAUGCUCACGCCGUCGCCGAGCAGCGGCACCAAGCGCGAGCGCCUCAAGAAGAGCAUCGUGCUGCUUCGCCAGUCCAAGGAGGUUGUGGGGAGCAUCAUGGACAGGAUCUGCGCCUCAGGUGAACUCGUCUGAGCUGGGCAUGUGAUGAUGUGCCGUUGGGGAUUAUGGCUGGUACUCCUUUUUUUUUUUGAAACUGGGUACUCCAUAUUUUGGAUGGUGCGGUUUGGUGUGACAAAUGCUAUGGUUCUAGUUAGCAUGCUGGGUCCU